AAGUAUCCCCCUCCUCAUCCCCUCAACCCCCUGGUAUUAAUAUUUACAGAGAUCGGUGCACAUUUAGUGAAAUGCAGCAUGCCUGCUCCUCCGUGCAUUUUCAAUGAGGCCAGUAGUGAUAUUUGGUUAUAACAGAAGCACCGCCUCCCUCCCAUUGGACAAUGUGUACGUGAGGGCGUGGCAAAGGAAAGAUGAGAGUUGAAAAUCCAUGCCCUUACUGGGAAGACAUGGAGCGCUAUGGACACAGUCUACGCGAGCCUAGUAGGUAUCUCAACCAACGAGAUAAAUAUUUCUCCUGUUAGAGAACGGGCGCUUUGAGAAACUGAGAGGAACAGGGGGAAAAAAAACAAAAAACAAAGGGUCGCCCAGUUGAGGAUGGAGUGUGCAUUUGACGCACAGAACCUGAUCUCCAUUUCUUUAAGGAAAAUCCAAAGCUCCAGGACGCAGAGAGGCGGCAUCAAGCUCCACAAGAACUUGCUGGUAACGUACGUCCUCAGAAACGCCAGGCAGUUUUACAUGAGCAAAAACUCACUGCAGACGCAGAGGACACCUCCAUACGAGGAUGCGGCGGCGGUCCACAGGAGGCAAGAGUACAUCGAGCUGACCGGCAGCUUCACGGAGUUGGCUGAUGACUUCUACUGCAACUUUACAGGCGUGGAGUCGGACACUUGGCACUGCGGAGCGCACCAGUCCAGCGCACAGCCCUCGGAGCUGGCGCACCAAGACGCCUCUGCGUGCGCAAUGGCUUCUCCAAGUGACUCUGAGCUCAUGGUUUCAGAAGCCUGCUGGAGCUGCGCGGACAAAUCUUCCUGGGAGUUACCCAUCCUGAACGCACAAGCCAACCAAAAGACCGUCCUGGACUUGGACACGCAUGUGGUGACAACUGUCACGAACGGAUACUUCCACUCAGACUGUUGCGCGCAGCCAAAACAGCCGCAGGCGGGCGCGCAGUGCUACACCAGAAAGCGAAAGAUGGACACAAGUUAUUAUAUUGUUGACCCGGAGUUUUAUUUGCCGGACUUUGUGCCCGUGCCGUGCAAGAGGAUGAGGAGUGAGGAUGGUGAUGAUGAUGACGGCGAUGAUUUACAAUCGGACUCGGGACAGCUGGACAGCGCGAACAUCUCCAACCUGAUGUCGGUUUUGGGAUCAGGUGGGCUGUCUGAGUUUGUGAGUUGGCAGCAGAUGGACCUUGAGCAGAUAUUCGGCACUCAGACAAUUUGUUUAAAACACACACUGUUGGCAGGCAGUGGUUGGACCAGAGCAAUCGAAGCGUUUUGAUUUAUGUGAUUGUUGUUUUUAUUAUAAUUUUAUUUUCAUUAUAUGAUUUUACUUUGUUGUUUUCAAAUAAAUCUUGACACGACUGCAAUCCUCACUCUCUCUCACAUACACACACACUCUCACUUUGCGCUGUUAUUGAAGAAUUUUGCCGAAGUGUGACUUCAUAUAGAGCAAUCACAUCCAUCUCCAAUGGCUUUUUGCACAUAGACUUUCUUCAUGCCAACUCCUGUCAUUACGGCACUUAUAGAUGAAGUGUAUUUUCUUGUGAUCCCGCUUAGAAUAGAUGAUCAUAGAGUCCGUCUUUGGAUUGUAUUUCCUGAGGAAACUGGUCAGUACUGUUUCUGUGAAAAGAUGUCGGAAGAGCACCAUCAUGUGGCCACUGAUGAUUUGUACAGAAUCAUGCACCAGCUUAACGCAGGAUAUCAUUCUGUAAAUAUAUUAUUUAUAACAAGACCUUUUCUUUUUAUAAAUAAAUAAAGUUAAC
Gambusia affinis (western mosquitofish) is the source of this 1762-nucleotide messenger RNA. Its product is annotated as immediate early response gene 5-like protein. The transcript has a single exon. The coding region runs from base 376 to 1278 and encodes 300 amino acids. NCBI's taxonomy places the organism in Eukaryota, Metazoa, Chordata, Actinopteri, Cyprinodontiformes, Poeciliidae. The record is from RefSeq and is a predicted model, not a curated record.